Messenger RNA from Panicum virgatum (switchgrass), 1998 nucleotides. RefSeq lists its product as uncharacterized. The transcript has 6 exons. Lineage: Eukaryota; Viridiplantae; Streptophyta; Magnoliopsida; Poales; Poaceae. The coding region runs from base 90 to 1520 and encodes 476 amino acids. The record is from RefSeq and is a predicted model, not a curated record.
ACUUCCACUCUGCGUCUCCUCGCGGACUCCACACCUCCACCAUUCCGAACCAGGUUCAACCAGCUGACCGCGGCCGAAAACCCCCCCUCAUGCCGCCGCCUGGCAAACCCUACACCCGCUCCGCCGCCGCCGCCGCCGCGCCCGAGGCCGACGAGGUCGACCCCGACUACCUCUUCUUUUUGCACCACGUCCGCCUGGACGGCGACGCCUACGCGCUCUACAUCCCGUCCAAGGACGGCGCCUCCCCUCCCGAGGUGAUCAGGUACGAGCAACCCCUCCCCGGCAGCAAUGUCGGGGACCCCGUCACCGGCUCUGAGUACGGGGGCCAAGGGGCCCCUUCCCCGUCGGAGGGGGACUCCUUGGUCGCGCGCAAUUCCCCGCACGCGGCCCCGUACGGCGCCGCUUCCCCUCUCUCUUCAGGCGGCAAGCGCAAGGCCCCAGAGCCGAGCCCCCGCGUGGAGGCCCGGAGCGGCGCGGUUCCCAUGGAAGAGGACCCGGCGGCGCCGGCGCUGGAACCCGCGUGGUACGACUCCCUGCUUGGCAUCGACGAGAGCUACCGCCUCUUCCUCCGCCACGUUCAUGUGGUGAAUGACGGCACAGCCGUGUUGAAGAUGGGGAACUUAACUGUCCAUUUGGGGGACGACCCGGCCGUAGACAAAAGCGACGCUGGGGAGGAUCAAGGUGAGUCCAUUCUCGCGUCAGGGCAUUCAGGGGAGGACACUGUUGGUACGGAAGAGGAGGAGAACGUGGAGGGAGAGCAAGAGGCGGGGCAUGGUUCUGAUCUGCAGAUCGUGAACGUCGUUGAUUCAGAUGUACUUGUGGUGAAGGAGGAGGAGGUGAGCGAAGAAGAAGAGGGCGAGGAGGACACGCAAGAGGAUAAGGUGGACGAAGAAGGUGAGGAUUGGGAGGCGGAGGCGCUGGACUCUUCUGGGAAGAUGGUCGAGGGUGAGGGGAAGGAGGUGGUGCCUGGAUCAGAUUUGCAGAUUGUCAAUGUUUUGGAAUUUGAGUACAUGGAGGAGGACGACGGAGAGAUGUUGAGUGCACCAAUCAAGGGAAUAACAGAGUCGCAGUCAUGUAACAGGGAAGCAAGCUCAAGCAAGUGUCAUCCAGCCAAACCUCACAAUGCUUCGGAAUUACAAGGCGUUAUAUGGCCCCCACAUAUUAUUGAGAGGCCAAAUUCAGUUUUCAAGAAGAAUUUGAUGGAGAUUCUCAACAAACCAUUUAAACUGGAAGAAUAUGAUAGGUAUGUUGCCCUGGCCACUAAUCGCAGUCCAAUUGUCAAGGAGCGAAGGACCCGUCAUAAUGUGGUGUACUAUCCCUGGAAGCAUGAGAUGGGCAAGUCAUACUUUGAUAGUUACCCAGAUUUUGCCGAGCAAUUCAGACUCCAAGAGAAUAACUAUCCCAAUCGUUUGGCUCUUUUGCGUGGGUUCUUCUUCUGGUUGCAGAAUGUUGGGCAAGAAGACCAGUUCAGGCCAUGGACAGAUGAUUUCAAAGGAUACCGAGUUGUUUCCUUCCCGUGAGAGGGUUACCCAUACUAAGCUGCCACUCCCUCCUGCCCUCCUGUUUCAGAAAGAAAGUCUUUCCUUGAUUUAGCGUGGCAGCCAGUGUGCAAAUUUGGAGUGUGCAAAUUUGGCUGGUAAUACUCAUGGAGUCAUUGGUGAUAACUAUUAGAAGAAACUAUGAAGACUAUGGGGUUGCAGAACCAGUACCCAAUCUCGGUGCUCUAAAAACACAAGUGGUGUUUAGAGUUUAGACAGUAGUUAUUUUGCCCAGCCACUCUUUAUGUGGGUACAACUGUGCAGAGUGACAAAAUGUUGAAACAUAAAUCGUGUAUGACUUUGCACCUAUGCAAUCUGAGUCCCGGAAUGCUGGAACUGCAAAAUAUACAUAUCGCUCAGCAACUGAAUGGAGAAGCCAAUUCUCUUUCAGUGCUGGGUUCAUUCUAUUUUGCUUCUGGGAUCUGGCUACUGUUGAACUUGACCCGGGGCUUGCCCAUGC